AUUCCGUACCGCGAGCAGUACCAAGUGAACGCGCCGUUGCAGUACCAUUUUUUCGUUGUCUGUGGGAACAGUGCUUCUACACGUGGACGGCGGGGUGGACAAACGGCACGCAAGGGUGAUGUCGUAAAUCAGCUUCUGGAUAACCGGGCAUCCAGUUCAUCUUCCUCCAGCCGGGAAAACCACGGUUCGCAAAUGUUGAUCGCAGAACGAACAUUGAGUGCUGCAUCCACGAGUAGUUCUUCAUCUUCUAGCAGUUGUAUUGUCAACCCCCGGACGUCGACGAGAGGA
Messenger RNA from Amoebophrya sp. A120, 288 nucleotides. The record is from the annotation of a GenBank genome assembly. Lineage: Eukaryota; Dinophyceae; Syndiniales; Amoebophryaceae.